This is a messenger RNA of Drosophila grimshawi, 1473 nucleotides long. RefSeq names its product ATPase H(+)-transporting accessory protein 2 (gene ATP6AP2). Gene Ontology annotation, cellular component: membrane; external side of plasma membrane. Gene Ontology annotation, biological process: positive regulation of Wnt signaling pathway. Gene Ontology annotation, molecular function: signaling receptor activity. Lineage: Eukaryota; Metazoa; Arthropoda; Insecta; Diptera; Drosophilidae. The coding region runs from base 94 to 1062 and encodes 322 amino acids. The record is from RefSeq and is a predicted model, not a curated record. The transcript has 3 exons.
AUGUACUUCGAAUAACCAUCACAUGACAGUAGGAGCGUAGUAGGUUUUUCUCUGUGCAGUUGUUCGUCAUAUGAUUAAAAGGCUGGCAGAAAAAUGAAAAUGUUGCAAAACGUCGUCAUUUUCUCGCUAUUUAUUGCAGCAAUUCACGCCACUGGCGAGUUCACCGUACUGAACACCCCCAAGGCGAUUAGCUUCAAGGGCAACGAUCCAUUGAACAGCCGUUAUGUUGGCGAUGUUCUCUAUGCUGCCAUGGGCAACGCCGUCAUUGGCGACUCUGACUGGAGUGGCAUGAUCAUCAAUGAACCAUUCCAUUUGGCCCAGGGCAUCAUUGCCGUGCACGUGGAGGGUGUUAACCAUGUCACCAGCGCUGGCAAUGUGAAAUCCUACGAACUGGUUGGCCCCUAUACUGGCCAUGCCCUCAACGCACUAGCUGCAGAGCUGGAGGCAGCCAAUGAGCCGGUUUGCGACAUCAAUUUCGAUCAGUAUGAUGAGGGCGUGCAAUCGUUCAAGUCUUGCUUUGGUGACUUUGAGGCACCGCCGGCCAAGCCCACCAAACAUCUGAAUCCCGCGUUGCACAAUGCCGAUAAGCAGUUCCUGCAGGAAAUUGGCUACAUUAAUGCCGCCGCCGAGAACCUCGCUGAGAUGAUGAAGCCCUCGAAUGUGCUGAUCAUUCGUCUGUCUGUCGAUGGCAUUGCCAAGGCGCAUGGCGAGAAAUCGAUUGCUGUCGAUGAGGCCAACAAGCUCGUCUCUGCUGCCAUUGCUCGCCUGUUGGCUGCCGCUCAGAAGUCCAGCGAUUCGGUGCUGUUUGUGCAGACCACAGAAAAGGAUGUGGCAAAUGCACGCAGCAAGCGUGAUACUAUCCCCAUCGACCCUGCAAACAAAUUUAAUCUGGCCUUGUACUACGAUGAUAAUUAUCCUGUCAUUUUCAACAUUAUCUUGUGGUUUAUGGUCAUCUUCGCCCUGUCGCUGUUGGCCAUUUGCUACGCCAUUGGUUCCAUGGAUCCCGGCAGGGACUCCAUCAUUUACCGCAUGACCUCGACUAGAAUGAAGAAGGACAACUAAGCGCUUAGGCUAUAGAAUCCUUUCUCCUUUUGUUAUUUCGCCCCAUUUAUGUUGCGAAGAGUCAACUCAAAACAAGAAAGAAAACCAAUCUUGUAUUGUUCUAAUUCAAUUCAAUUAGCGGAAAAAUUGUGUGUAUGCGUGUGUGAGAACAGUGUAUAGUUGGCCUUAUGAACACCAACCCAUAAGCUACAUAUAUAUAAAUAAGUAUUAAAAACUUAUUAUUUUUAAAUGCAGUUCAGUAAUUCCAUUAUCGACUAUAAUAAUUUGUUACAUCUUCUGUUUGUUGUUCUUUUUAGGUUAACAUAGUAUCAAAACAAAAAAAAACGAAAACAGUCAUUUCUUUAUUCAAACUAUGUAAAUUAUCAACUGUAAAAUGUUAACAAAUAAAUAUAACCUAAAAAGUCACGAGAA